Molecule: messenger RNA, 1779 nt
Organism: Adineta steineri
Lineage: Eukaryota; Metazoa; Rotifera; Eurotatoria; Adinetida; Adinetidae
Source: the annotation of a GenBank genome assembly
AUGACGGUCACAACUUGUGUUAAAAUGUUCUUUUAUCGAGUAGCAUUUUUUCUUCUUCUUAUCUCAUGUUUCAUAGCCUUCAUCCAGGCUGAAAAGCAUUUAAAUGCUAAUGGACCAUUUGGAAAACGUCAUACAGUUCAUAAUGAACCAAGUCCAUAUGCUUGCGAUAGAGGUGCAGGUAUAUCAUCAUCAUCAAUUUUUCGUCGACGAACUCAAACGAUACAAAAUAUAAAAGUAUCUAAAACAGUUUAUAUGAGUACUGAUCAGAUUCAAAUAACAUGGACAUCAAAAUCACCUUCAUGUAAAGAUGAUUUUAUUGGUAUUUAUUACAAUGAAACUUUUCUUACAGCAGCUUGUGAUUAUUUUGAUUUUGAAUUUAUUCAAAAUAAACAAACAACUAUGUUAUGGCAAAUGAUUAAUCUUCGUCGUCCUUUACAUUUUCGUUAUUAUUCACGUGAUAAUACAUGUUCAGGCAAUUAUUCUCUUAUUGCUAUAUCUCCUAUCGUUCAACCACUUAAUUAUAAUGAACCAACUCAUAUUCAUAUAGCUUAUGGUGAUCGUUUUGAUCAAAUGUUUGUUUCUUAUUUAACUAAUUCAUCACAAUAUAUUCCUCAAUGUCAAUAUGGAUUAUCUCCAUCAUUAUUAAAUUUGUAUCAAAAUGGAACAACAACAACAUAUACAGCAUCAGAUAUGUGUGAAGGAAAAGCUACACUUUGGGGUCCCCAAUCAUUUAUUGAUCCAGGUUAUAUGCAUACAAUUCUACUUGAAGAUCUUCGUUCAUCAACAACAUAUUUUUAUCGAGUUGGAAAUGAUAAACAUGGAUGGUCAUCUAUUUAUUCAUUUCAAAAUCGUCCAUCAACUAAUGAUGAAACUGUAUAUAUGAUUGCAUUUGGUGAUAUGGGUUUAUCACCAGUUGAACCAGGUGCAAAAUCUACAAUUGAUCGAGUGACAGCAAGAAUAAUGUCAAACAAUAUAACUUGUUUAUUACAUAUUGGUGAUAUUAGUUAUGCUCGAGGUGUCGGAGCUCUAUGGGACUCUUUUAUGACACAAAUUCAACCAAUAGCAGCUCGUGUGCCAUAUAUGGUCGGAAUAGGUAAUCAUGAAUAUGAUCAUGUAUUAGGUGGUGAAAAUGAUCCAAGUGGUGCACCAGGUCCUGGAGGAUUUCGACCAGACUGGGGUAAUUAUGGUUAUGAUUCAGGUGGUGAGUGUGCUGUACCAAUGGUCCACCGUUUUCAUUCACCAUCUAAUGGUAAUAGUCUUUUUUGGUAUAGUUUUGAUGUUGGUCCAGUUCAUGUUACUUAUUAUUCAACUGAACAUGAUUUUCGUUAUUCAUCACCACAAUAUACAUGGCUUGAAAAUGAUCUUCGUUCAGUGAAUCGUACUCGUACACCAUGGAUUAUUGUUGGUGCACAUCGACCUAUGUAUGCAUCAGAAACUGAUGAACCUCAAGAUUUUAUUAAAAUAAUGUUACAAGUUUAUUUGGAACCAUUAUUUUAUAAAUAUCAUGUUGAUGUAAAUCUUUUUGCACAUAAACAUUCCUAUGAACGAACAUGUCCAAUGUACAAAGAACGAUGUAUUAGCGAUGGUAUAACACAUGUAUUAAUUGGUAUGGCUGGACAAGAUAUAGAUAGUGGUGAAUAUUCCGGUGCUGAAUGGAGUAUGUAUUAUGAUCAAGAAUAUGGAUAUACUCAAUUAUGGGCUAAUCGAACAUAUUUUCAUUUUACAUAUUAUCAUAAUGAUAAUGAUGCACUUAUUGAUCAAUUUGUACUUAAAAAAUAA